UAAACACAGUAUUGUAGGAUCCUAAGCAAACAAUCAAUUUCCCUUUAUAAAACGAACUCAUCCAGUCAUCCGUCAACUUCUUCAUCAAAACCUCAAAACUCAAACAUCAACAGCUUCAAAAUCUGUCUCCAGAAAAAAAACUCAGAAGUCACAAGAAAAUAAAAGAAAGCAAACACUCAAAAAUCUAAGGAAAGAGAUAAGCCAUGGGAAGAGAUAACGAAGGAAGCCCUCCAGUUCCACUACAUCUCUGCGUCUUCGUUUUCAUCCUCUUAAUGUUCGUAACGAUUUCAUGGUAUGCGAGCUAUGAACCAGUUAUAGAAGGUUUUACGGACCAGCUCAAGCUUGCUCUCAUGGCUUCUCCUCUGCUUUUGCUCUUGGCCGUUCAUUUUCUAUCCAAUGGUGAAGGAGGAAGGAUGGUGACGUCAUUGAUACCUAUGAAUGAGAGAGAGUCUUUGUAUAGAGCUGGAGGAACGCCGUGGGGAGUGGCAUUCAUGCUUGUCUUCCUCUUCUUCAUGGUUUCGUAUAAGUCUCAGUUUCAAGAACGUUGGUUUCCUCUAAGAUGAAAAAGGAAUCGUGUGUCUUUUUAUUUCACUUUCUUGACUUUCUCAUUGGGUGGUCUAGUAUAGUAGAUGCAUGAUAAUGUAUGUUUAAUCUUUCGUCUUAUUUACCAUACCAUUUUAUUUA
This is a messenger RNA of Raphanus sativus (radish), 684 nucleotides long. RefSeq lists its product as uncharacterized. Lineage: Eukaryota; Viridiplantae; Streptophyta; Magnoliopsida; Brassicales; Brassicaceae. The record is from RefSeq and is a predicted model, not a curated record. The transcript has a single exon. Bases 204 to 563 code for a protein of 119 amino acids.